GCACAUUUUCAUCGUCUCCUCUCUACAACCAAAACAAAAACAAAAUGAAAGUCCGUUCAUGGCUCUCCACCACCUGCUCCACCUCCACCUCCACCGCCGCAUCCACCGCCUCUAAACACUUCUACUCCGACACCACUAGCACCUCCGACUCCAGUCCACCCACCUCCUCCUUCUCCUCCAUGUCUAGCCUUCAAAGCAACCUCUCUCUACAAACACUCCCGUCAGUCCCGUCCCUCCAGAAAAUCACGCCGGAAUCUCUUAAUCUCUCAAUAUCAUACAACUCCACCGCUUCCCUGAAACCUAACCCUAAUCUCCAUAUAACUUCUCUGUCACUCCACAACAACCUCCUCUACACCGCCUCCAAUCACAUCAUCAACGUCUACGAUUUCACCACGUGGACACUCAUCCACACGUUCAACGCCAAUGACUCAUCGUCGGGAUCCGUCAAGUCCGUCAGCUUCUGUAACGGGAAGAUAUUCACCGCUCAUCAAGACAGUAAAAUCCGAGUCUGGAAAAUAUCGCCACAUGUCAACAACAAAGAGCAUAGGCUGGUAACCGUUUUACCUACCGUUAACGACCGUCUACGUAAGUUUAUUCUCCCGAAAAACUACGUUAACGUCCGGCGUCAUAAGAAGAUGCUGUGGAUUGAACAUGCUGACGCCGUUACUAGUCUGGCCGUUAAUAAAGGACUUAUUUACUCCGUUUCGUGGGAUAAAAGUUUGAAGAUAUGGAGAGCUUCUGACUUACGGUGUUUAGAGAGUGUUAAAGCGCAUGACGAUGCUAUUAACGCCGUUACGGUGUCGCCGGACGGAACUGUGUAUACCGGGUCAGCGGAUUGUAAGAUUCGGGUUUGGGCUAAACCGGUGAAUGAAAAGAAGCAUAUGUUAGUAGCGACGCUAGAGAAACAUAAAUCAGCUGUUAAUGCUUUGGCUUUAAACGACGACGGAUCAGUAUUAUUUUCCGGUGCGUGUGACCGUUCGAUUUUGGUUUGGGAGAGAGAAGACAGUGCUAAUCAUAUGGCUGUGAUUGGUGCUUUGAGAGGCCACGGUAGGGCCAUUUUGAGUUUGGUGAACGUCCGUGAUCUGUUGUUGAGUGGGUCAGCUGAUCGGACGGUGAGGAUUUGGCAACGAGGACAUGAUGGGAAAUAUUGCUGCUUGUCUGUUUUGGAAGGGCAUAAUAAACCGGUGAAGUCUUUAGCAGCGGUUUGGGAAAAUGGUGGCGACGAUGGAAACAACGGCGUCGUUUCAGUGUUUAGUGGAAGUUUAGACGGUGAAAUUAAGGCAUGGAAGGUGUCGGUUUUUAGACAUUGCAGUCCUGUUUCUCCAUAUCAAACACUUAAAAUUAAUUAAAUUAAAAUAGAUUAAGCUCUCUAAAUUUUUGGAUUUAAUUGGAUUUUUUGUAUAUAAUUUAUGAGUGUUCAGUAGUUCAUACUAUUUUUUUGAAUUACACUUCUUGAUUGUUUUGAUUUUUAGGGUAUUUGGGGAAUUUAAUGUAAGAGGUUUUUAAUUGAUUAAUGUUAGAUCUUGACGGUUGAUAAUUUGGAUAA
This is a messenger RNA of Mercurialis annua (annual mercury), 1546 nucleotides long. RefSeq names its product protein JINGUBANG. Bases 45 to 1349 code for a protein of 434 amino acids. The transcript has a single exon. NCBI's taxonomy places the organism in Eukaryota, Viridiplantae, Streptophyta, Magnoliopsida, Malpighiales, Euphorbiaceae. Gene Ontology annotation, molecular function: protein binding. The record is from RefSeq and is a predicted model, not a curated record.